Molecule: messenger RNA, 2298 nt
Organism: Danio rerio (zebrafish)
Lineage: Eukaryota; Metazoa; Chordata; Actinopteri; Cypriniformes; Danionidae
Source: RefSeq, a predicted model, not a curated record
AUGGAGAGCCGCUCUUCAGAAGUCGAGCCAGACCCGAUGGCUCCCACUCCAACCUGUAUCUCUUCUUUUCUCACCCUGUCGGAGCAGGACUGCGGCCUAGUCGUCCGGCCAGACCAGCCCUGCGGUUUGGAGCCCAUUCCAGGAGUGAGAUCUUCAGGAGAGGCCCAGGCUUCACUUCGGCCUUGCCUCUCAGGAGAUGAACCUGGCCGCUGGGUCGUCCCGUGCCUGAGCUGUUCAGACAACAGGACUUGUGAUUGGAGAGAGGUUUCCUGGCAGCCGGACAAUUGUUAUCACCCACUGCUGGAUCAACCUCAGCUGCAGUCCUGCAUGAUGGAACGCAAGGUCCUGUUUAUCGGGGACUCCACCAAUCGAGGGAUGAUGUACUACUUGAUGGAGAGGGUGAACACCACGCUGGAGGACUGGGACAAAGCCCACAACACCAUCGUCUACCACAACCUGAACCAAGGCCGAACUAUCGUCAGCUACUCCUACUACCCACAGUUCUGGCUGCCAAAGAGCCACAGACCCACCUUCCAAAGAGCUCUGCAGCAGCUUCUAGAAAGGUCACAGCCGCUGGAGAACUCUCCUCAGACAGUGCUGGUCGCUGGAGGGGUGCAAUGGCUGAACCUGAACCAUUUGAGGACCAUUCGGCAGGUUUUGGAGAGGGAGGGUCUUGAAAACAUCAUGGUGGUGGUGAAGUCUUUAGGAAUGGGUUUCCAUCUGCCCGUAGAUGGUAUCCGCUCCCUGUCACUGAAUGGUGUGCAAGAACUCUAUAAUGCGAACAAGAAGAUUCUGGAAAGUGCCAAGCAUCUUGGGUAUGAGGUCAUUGACACGCUCAGCAUCACCAUGGGCCGUUAUAAGGAGUUCCUGCAGGGACGAUGUGCUUGCCAUUUCCAUGAGGUCUAUAAGGUUCCCUUUCCAACUGCUGCUUCCCAAAGAAAGCUGAAGAUUUUGAGGGUGGGUGGAAAAAGCGGGAGUCUGGCCGAUGAACAAACGGGCCCUCAAGAGCACGAAGAUCCAUCAUGCCAACCUGACGUGUCCUACCAAGUAAAGGGACCAGUGAACGCUGUGUACUCUGAGAUCCUCCUCAGCAGGAUAUGUUUCAAUCACGCCAUCAAUGGGACCAUUCGCCAACAUUAAGACAAUUAGCGGCCGGUGACGCUAAGCUGUGCGUGUUUUUCAAAGUGUGUGUGUAGCUGUUAAUAUGAGAAAAAUGUGUAUAUAAGGGCUAAACCGAUUGGUUCGAGUCAACUUAAACAUAUGCUGGAUCAAAGUGUUAAAUUGAAGGACGAUUUAGGUAGGUGUCUGUUUGUGCAGGUGUGCAACGGGAUCCAGAUGGACAAGGGGUGUAAGGGUGUACAAUGGGACCCCCUGAAGCCCUGCCGAAAUGACUUUGGCAGCUGCGGCUUAAGAGCAGGCAGUGACUGCGGUGCAUCAGUCGCGCAGCCCCUUCAAACAGCCUCGCAAAAACCUUGCGACAACACUCAUGCAACGUUCCUACAAUGCUGCUACUGCUGAACCACAGGCUGAAAUGUUCCCAAUAUGUUUGGGGAACGUUAGGCGGCUGCUGUGGAGUGCCUUUGAUGUCACCCUGCCUCACAUUGUCACUUUUAUGGAAGCUCGGGCAACGUUUUGAAGUCUAGCUUUACACCCCCCUCCUUUUCCUACACAUGCCAGGUUCGCAAGUAUUUAUGAAGUAUUUUCUAUGCCAAAGGUCUUAUGAAGCAUAUUGUAUGAUAUAGUUAUGUUCCUCACACAUAUUUCUACAUUUAUUUUUCUACCCGUGCUUUCCAGUGCCUUUAAUAAUAAUCUGUGUAAGAUGUUGUAAAAGCUGUUUACAUGAAAGAGGAUAUUUAUACUGUUCUGGUGGUGAUAUUGUUGCUGGGUUUAUGCUUAAUUGCUGGAAUGCAUGAAAAUGUUUCAUUUGUCCAUCAUUUACGUUAAACAGGAAAUAGUUUGUGGAAAGAACAAAUUAGCAGGAUUUAUUUAAAAUAUCCCAUGAAAAAAAGUCUCUUCCCACCAGUUGUUAUGAGCUCGGUAUGAGCAUGAAUGUUAUUUCCACUUAAGAUGAUUUCAGAUGAAACCUUGUGUUGACCUGUUAAGAUUCCGCGUCUUGUGAUAACUCUUGAUGUGUCAGAAUUUUAGGUUUAUUGAAAAUGUUUUAGAUGUUUAUGAAGGGCUGUCUCAUGAUAUGUGUCUGGUUGCCGCAGCAUAUGCAUGAAAUAUAUGAUUCCAUCAACGUGAAAUGUCACUUAACAUAUCGAAAAAUUAAAAAAAUGUAUAUUUUUAUAAUUUAAA